AUGGCAGCACGGAGAGCCGACUGCGCGAAUGCCACUGGGUCGUUUCGUGGGUGCUGUGAACGGCAUCCGCCAAAGCAAAGAGACAGAACGCGAUGGAAUGAGAAGACGCUUGCGGAGCAGGCACGCCUACACCCCUACGGACUACAUUUCCCAGCAUUCCUCGCCAUGGAGGGGCGGGGCCAGACUGGGGGCGGGCGGAAGCGGCGAAGGCGGAAGCAACAGAGCCAGCACGACCCUGCCGUGCGCCCGGUAACUUGUCUCUUCCCCACCCCCCAAACUUUCCUAUAUCGGGUCCUAAAAGCAGCUUAUUUGCCUUCCUCCUCCUGCCCUUUUCCCACUUUAGCACUGGACUCCCAUAAUAUCGACACCUUUUGCUGUUGGUCCUCCCCCCCACCCCGCGGUGUUCCUCCAUCCCAUAAUGUGACGGGGGCUAUUGCUGCGUCCUCCCCGCAGAAGCUUAUUGCACUCGAGCAACAGGCGGGGAGCAGUUUAUUUCCACGAAGGAAGCGGCUGGGGCUUAAACUUUAGAUAGUUGAUUCGUCUCUGCAUGUGAUAUCCAAGAUCACUUUUAUCCAUAUAAAGCAAUAGGACAGGCGGGUUGUAUUUUUACCUGGAAGCCCCACGCUGACUGGAAAACCUUGCCCCGUGGUUCAGGUGGGGGCCGGGUGGUUGCUGUCCAGGGAGAUUCAGCCUUGUGUUAGAAUUUUUCCAGAUGGGCGUCGUGUUUGCGCAUCACAAGGGCAGUUGUUCAAAGGGAUCCGGGCCUCUUCCUUCAAGUUCACACUUCUGCUGUGGGGUUAUUGCAUUUCCCCAUCGCGCAUGCCUCAGCGCUUUGUCACUGGGUAAAUCUUUCCUUAGUAGAAGCUUGUGAGUUACCUCGUGAAAUACAGUUUUGCAAUUAUGAUGAGCUUCGGUUGGAUAAUGCCUGUGACAUCAGUGGCACUGAGGAGCACAACUCUUCCUGACGUUUGUGCCGUUUUAGAGAACUCUUUUUAAAGUCAUAUUUGCCUUUCAUUGCUUUUCUAAUCGGGAAGAUGGUGUGAUUCCAGAUAGGUGCUGUCUUAACAGUUGCUUAAAUGCUGAGUGCUUCUCUCUGGUACUAGAACACACACACACACACACACACACACACACCAGAUCCACGAGGUUUCUGUUGCUUUAUAUUUUUUUAAAAAAUGGUCUCCUACUCACCCCUAAAAGCAAUCAACAUGGUAUUUUCCCCACCAGCAGCAGGUCUACUCUAUGGCUGAAAUCCUAUGUAUCAUGUCUCAAUGGAAAAGGCAUUUAAAAGCUGUGGUGAAAGGAUUCAAGAUGCUUAUGUAAAUUUUAACAUCCUUUUCAGUGGGCAAAUAACAACUGUCCACUAAGAGAUCUUAGUUAAUUUUGCAACAAGGCAUAGGAGAAGAAGUAGCCCCUUAGAUACAUUGGCUCAGUUUCUUAAAGCCUUCUAGUUCACAACCAGCCUGAUGCCUGGAAGAUAAUAGAAGCCAGUACAAAUAUAUGCAUCUGGGUAAAUUUACUUUGUGUAAGAGUGAUAAAAGAAUUUCAGUUAUCCCCCACUGCCCUGCAUGAUAUUCAGUUGUCUUUGUCUAUAGUUUCUGGCUUACUUUUGUGUGGGAUGUGAAAGUAUCCAUGACUAGCCCUGGAAUAGAUUAGAUUAGAUUAGAUUAAGGCAGUGGCAGUGGUGGGGGCCCUCAAUAUCUUAGACUACAACUCCCAUGAUUCCUAACCAUUGGCUGUUCUGUGUGUCGUUGAUGGGAACUGGAGUCCAGCAAUAACUGGAGGCCCACAGGUUACCCAUCCCUGGUACAAUGAACUGUCUUUGAAACUCCUUGUACCAGAUUUCCCCCCACCACACAUCCAGACUCCUGAUCCUAGGAACCCUCUUGCCUAGAGCAGUCUCAGAGACACUGUUCUCCUUACCUUACGUGGGUCUCCUGCUCUGAGUUCUGGCAGUGCUUUGUGUUUUCCCUGCCUUUUAAAUGGUGCUGCAUUUUGGGAAGGUCAUCACUGCCCCUCACCCACCAGGUGAGCCUUUUUCCUGUGCAUUUUGGACAGGGGAAAAUUAUGUGAGCAGCAGCUAUAACCCUUUUGGGUACAAUGGAUGAGCCAUGGUAACCGCCGGGCCUUUAUUGAAUUAGAAAGAAAUUCUGUUUGUCAGAGCCCCUGCAGGAGGGAAGUUAUAUGGUGUCCCUCAGAAGAGCUGCGGCGUACCUCCCUCCUCUCCUGACGCACUCAUAGUCCCAGGCACUCGAUGCCUCAUAAAACACACAUCCCUUCGCUCCCAGCCACUAGGCUGUGUUUUUCACUGUCUCCUGCUAGUGCUUGCCAUAAGUGCCAUUUUUCAUUGUGGUGUUUUCAGCUCUCUUGUCUUGUUCACAGGCGGCUGCUGGUGACCAGCUGUGUGGUGGAUCAUUUUCUGGCAAGAACAGUGCUUGUCCUGGAAUUCAGAUGGGGAGAAGUGUUGGGUAGUCCUUUAGUAAGGAGAGGCCAGGAUUUAGUUAGGGGCAUAAAUGUGGUUUUGCUGACACGUUGGUGUGUACAUGACCAGGCUUUUGAACUUUGCAGAUUCUUUCAUUAGGCAAGCACAUGUAGCACCUACUAAGCCUGAGCAGUGUAUAAAUUAUGUUAUUUAAGGUGGAUGCCAGCAACCUAUGCCUGGCUGUGUGCUGCUUUUCUGUGAUUUAGAGCCUUUUGUCAUUUCAGAUUACAAUCAAAAUAAAAAAAACUUAGGACUCUGCUGUUGAGUACAUUAAUGAAUCCCCAGUAUGGCAGCCGUGAGCAUCAUGGUGUCCUCAGACACCCUUCUGAGCACCUGCCUUUUUUGGCCAUUUGUGAUUUGGGGGGUGUUUCCCUGUCCCCCCCCCCCAGUGUGUUGUUUUCUUUGGGAUGCAUGUAGGUAUUCCACUUGUUUUAGGAGCAUGUUUCUGGGCAUCCCCAGUUCUUCUUUUGUGAAAUGGGCAUUUUGUGGUGCCCACUACAGUUUCUUAGAUUUCCAAAUGUGUCCCUGGCUCCAGAAGGUUGAAGGCCCCUAGUUGAAUCUAUUUUCUGAAAAGCAUUUAAUGUAUCAUGUAACCUUUGGGCUCAACUUCAUUUUUUUCCUCUCUCUCUCUCUGAACUCCAUAUUUUAAAGUUGUGAACACCCUAUUUCCAUUAUGUGUCCCAAACCAAAUCAACUGUGUUUCUCCACUCCUGUUAAAACGCUCAGUUCCUACUUGGGGGAAGAAAUUCACACAAUUAAGAGAGUGAGAUGUAAGCAUAGAGGUGCUGGGGGAGCACAAAGUGACUGGGGGGAAAUUGCAAAGAGAGCAGCAAACAAGUUAGAUAACUGUCUCCCUUCCAGGUUUUCAAUAUUUCCUCUGCAGCCUAGGAGACUCAACACCUACUGCCCUUUGCAAAAAUAGAAUUCUAUGGAUUCCAACUUCUGACCAGUGAACUCAGUUUUCUAAUGGGUGAAGCUGUUGAAGCUGCAGCCCAUGUUUGAGGAAUUGUGGGCUUCACGUUUGCUGUGUGGGCUUCAAGUGGAUGGGUGUGGGAAGGGCCAAGCAGGCAUCCUUUGGCUUAGUGGGCAUGAAUUAUUCUCAGGAGUGUGGGUACUAAGGCCGGGUCAGGAAGGGCAGGCAGUACAGCCAGCCUCUCACUGUGAAGCCUGUCAGCUGUCCUGCAAGAGCUGCCACUAGGGAUGGCUUGAGGCCCAUUGCCAUCCCUCUUUGGGCUUUACAGUCUUGGUGAGCCUAUAUGGACCCUGUGCAACAGAAAGGCUGCUUCUUGUGGGAGAGGGACAUACUGAGUGUUGAAUAUGGCUGUCUGAGCACAGAACUGAAGGAAAGGAGGAGCUUGCCUAAGGGAUUCAUGGAGGGGCAUCUUGCGCAUGGGAGAUCAAAGGCCUACCCACCACUGAGAAUGUCACUUCCUUUGGCAUCUGGCUCUCUUAAUCUGCCAGGUCUGCCCCACCAAUUCCAUCCACUUUGCCGGGUUCCUUUGGGCAAAGCUGAUCUUCCCGAUUGUGGGUGCACCUUGCCUGUCAUCCCCCCUUCCUCUGGGGUGUGAUGUUUCUGCAGCCUGAAAUAGCAGCAGCCCUUUCAUCAUUGUCAGCUCAUCUCCAAUUUGCUCUCACCCUGUGUCUCUUUCCAGGUUUCUGUCCCUGCUCAGCGUCUGCAUUUCCCGUCUCUGCAAGCUGUGCCUUGCCCGGCUGAAUCGCGUCUUAUUUCUAGCCUCCCUCACUUCCUUUGAAUUAUUUCCUUGUUCUCUCAGCUCUUUGCCGCAAAUUCCCCUUUAGUGUCAUCUGCAAAUGUAAUUGUCAGGCAUUUGGGAAAUAAAAAUUGAGGAAACUUUCCCUGAAGUUCAGUUGCAUCGAAUUUUAAUGCUGUUUCUCCACUCGGUAUCUUUUUAUGGCAAUUCUGACGGAGUUGGUCUUGUGCUCUUUUAAUCCUGGGUGCCCCUGAUCCCAUCACUGUCACUCGUUCUUCGUCUCCCCAUUCUGUUAUACCCUGUAUUGAUGCUAUGCUUGGAAGCAGACAUUUUAGAAAUUGCACGUCCUUUUCCUCUGCCGGAAACCCAGCCAUGCUUAGGGAGAAGCUGCAUUUAGAGGGCAAUUUAAAAAAAAACCAGCUGGGGGGGGAAUGCAAGAACCAGCAAUGCAAGGUGCCUCUUGCUUAGAUCGCCCCCCCUCCUGCCAUUAGCAGUAGCUUAUCUGGGGUUCAGUCAUCUCAUUAGCUAAACCUGAUUUGGCCUGGUGUGCAUGUUAUCAGGAGGUGCUGGUUUUAGAUGUAUAUGUGCUGGAUAUUUUUUCCACAAGGUCAUUCCUCUCAUCUUUUUAAAUAAUCUUAUUCCUGUUGGACUCCUUGUUAUUUUCAUCUCUCUCCCUUUUUAUUGAUGUGCUCUCUGGCUGGGCCUCUGCCCUUGAUAUAUCUGUACAAUCCUGCCUAAUUCCCUUAGUUCUUUUGGUCAGACAUUAAUUCACUUUCCUCCGUUGUUACACUGUCCUUUCCAUGCAGUCUUAAAGGAAUGCCAUUGACUCCAGACCCCAUUCUUAUGUCGGACUGGUGUUAGUGCUUAACUCAGGAGACGGGCAACGGGCAGAAAAUGAACUGCUUCCUCUGUUGUGUCUUAUUAUUUUUAAAGAGAUUUGUCUUUGCAUGUUUGGAAUUGCCUCGUGAAGUGCAAUUGAUUCCCUGUUCUUUGUGUGGGUCUUUAUAGUUCAUUGGGGAAUCAAGUAUGGAGGGCAAGAGGGUUUUUUCCUGUUAUAAAAGAAAAGAAUGUGGAAUAAUAUAGAUGUGAAAUUGUAUGACUCUAAAAGGUGAUUGAGAAUCAGGGCAGGGGUGGGAUAUGGAUCUCCUGCCAUCCAGCUGGCUGGAUUCAGAGCUACUUACUGGCUUUAUGACAAGUGUUGCAAGUGUUCCUAAGGUGCAAGGGAGCAUGACUGAGCCCGGAGGCAAUGUUUUUCCGCUUCUGCUUUGCAGGCUGCUUCCUGAUGGCAGUCAGCUCAGUCUUUUGCUGCUGAAUGGGAAGCUUUACACUCUUGCUCCAACAGCAAGCGUAAAUGAUACGAUAUUUAUAGCCUUCCCUCAGACCACUGUAUGAAAGAUCCUGCAAGUGUUGUAGCCCUCCCCACCACAGAAGAUACAUCACCCUCUGCCCAGGAAGACUGGGGAAGAAGGGGCAGGAAUGGUCGGAGUGGUGCAGGGCAGCUUUGCCUUGCAGGGAUUUCAAAACAGAGGUUUUUGAGCUGCCUGUAAGGAAGCAUGAAAGCCCCCAAGGAAGGCGUGUUCUGGCCAAAGAACAUUGGGCAUCAAUGACUAGUGCAGUAUUCUUCAGCAUCUUGAGAUUGGCUCUCCUGCUUUUUUUGGUAUUUUUCAUUGGAUGCUUCCCAUUCCACCCACCCCUCCCCAUGGCAUUAACUGGUUCCUGACUGCUGAGUUUUGAAUGUUGCUGGCUUUGGGUUUUAUUAGACUGUUGGAUACUGCUUUUAAGGAAGCUUCAUACUUGUCUAGAACCAACAUUUCUUUUUUCCUGUACAGCAGUGCAGAUCUGAGUGCUAGGAGUUGCCUUAAUGCACACAGCCCAUUGUCUCAACUGCUAGACUUUCGUUAGCUGUUCAUAGGCAUUCCCCUGGUCCACAAGGUGGGCUUUCCUUGGGGUGGGACUCUGAUAUUGGGGGUUGGCCCACUGCUGCUUUAUUUAUUGCUGAGAGCAGGUAGGUGGGAUUUUUUGGUGUGUGAGAGAUUAUAUUUAGCUUGUAUUGUACCUCUGGCCUAUAGUAGGGAACUUGGAGGAAAAGAUUCUGCGCAGCCUCGUCAUUCCUUUGCCAAGCUUUCCUUGCUGGGGAGGGGGAGGCACUCUUGCCAUGUGCCUGGAGACUAAAUGAGUGGCGGCGUCCAAAGGGCUUUCUAAUUUGGGCUGUUUGGAGUCUCCUUGCACUUCUCUCUCUUUUAUUGGCGUUAUUAUUUUGGAAGAAGCACCCGUUCUGCAGCACGCCAUAAAGAGUGACAUUGUGCAUGUGCGAGCGCUGAGUGACACCUGGUGCUGUCCCUCAAGGGCACUUUGCUGUUCCCCAAGCACCGAUCAAGAGCCUCUCCCACUUUGCAGGAAGGAGGCGGGUGGGCAGAUGGAGUUCUGGUCACUGCUGAGCCCAGGGAGGGCAGCAGCCAAAUCCCUCCGGCUGGUAAAGGAGCCGGCGUGAGCUUUGCUUCCUCAGUGCUCUGGGGCAAGGGAGAUUUAGCACUGCCUUCCGUUCACUGCCCUGUCCAAGGGGUUGCCGUUUCUCUCCUGUGAUCAAGGCUCUAAGGUUAAAUAUUCUAUUGAUGGAAUUAUGGAUUGAGUGGAAUCGGAAACCUCAAAGGCUAAAAAUACAGUUUGCUGCCAGGAAACAAUAUAGGCUGCUGGGAGCUGCUGGGGUGCCACUUCAGCCUGUGCUGCAGCUGGUGUGGUGGAUGGAUUUCUGCUCUAGGGGUCUCCUGAUUACACAGUAGGCUUCCCCUGUUUUUCCGAUAAACAAACGAGCUCUCUCUUCCAAAUAGCAGCGGCUUCAGGUCCCAGUCGCUCGUCCUGGCUGUGUUCCUUUUACAGGAUAUCACUUGCUUUUUGCCAAGACAGGCGCGCCAAUGGAAUUAUAUUCUGAGGAUGGCUUAUAGAGAAGGCUGUUUGUGUGCAUUUUCAUGUGGCACAUCUGCUUGGGUUUUCUCUGAUGCGGUUGCUGGGUGAUUUAAAUAUAUAUAUAUUUAUUUUGCUAAGCUUGGGUCACUAUGGCAUUCUGGGCUCCUGUCGCUCAGCAGGCUCAGUGGGCUUUGUCUUUUGUCUUAUGUUUUUCCUUAGAUCAGCCCCGCACAACCUGAUGCCUGAGGACUGGUGGUGGCUUAGUUGUGACCACCUGGGAGAAUUCCAGAUGCCCCUUGGUGGUGGUCCUUUCCCCUGCUGCAUAGGAAAUCCCAACAAAAGGCCACUAGGACCUGAGCUUUCAGUGUCACUUUGUCUACACUCCAUCUCCUCUUUGUAGGUUCAGAGGCAUGUGAAGGAGUUGGCACCAGCUUUCCCAGUCGGCUUGCCGUGUCACCUGUUGCUGGCAGAGUGGAAGCCAGCUGUGCUGUUGUCACUGAAUUCCAAGAAGGGAAGAGUAAAUGUUGCAGGCAGAGGAAAAGAAGCAAAGAAAGGCAGUGGAGGAAGAAAAGGGAGGGCAGAUGAAUGGGCUCACAGAAAGUCUUAUAGGGUGAGAAAAGAGGAAAUGACUGGUUAAUGAACAGAGGCCAGAGAAGAGGGCCAUAGGGUGCUGAUAGGAAAGAACAUGGAGUGAAAGAGGUGAGGACCCUAAGAGACUUGAUGUGAUACAGAAAACGAAGAGCAUUUAAGGUACAGAGAGGAAAACAGGGAGUAAAAGUCAUGGAAGCUGCAGGAAAAUGGGGUAACUGAGAGCUAGAUAAGAGCGUUUGGAGAGAGAAAGGAGGAGUGGAGGGUUCACAGAAUACUUUUGAGAGAUGGGAUGCAGAGAGAGAAAAACAUAAUAGAGAAUGGAUUAAAAAGAAAACACAGUUAAAACGAGAAGAAAAACGCUCAUGUGGUUAGCGGUAAAAGUCUCCCUCAGAGUAAGCUGAGGUGCGUACCUUCGUCUGCUUGAGAACCAACACCAUUCUUUCAGUUUUGGCACAACGGCUGACUUAGCCUGGGAGCUGCCUUGUUGCUUCUGCGGUUCUUCAGCUCCUGCCCUGCCCCUCGUUGCGGACGGAGGGCUUUAGCGCAGAAGUUAGUGCAGCAAGUUGGAAGUUACGUUGCUCGGUGUAGUGUGAAAAGGAGACACGCCAAGGGACACUGAUUCGACCCUCUUGAGCAUGAAAUGGGUUGGUGCCGAGGCGUGGCGGGGGGCGUCUGAUGGAGUGUGUAAUAGACUGCGGAUGCGAGGGAGAUACAGGAUCCAAAGGAAUGGAAUUUGUGGGCUGCAGUUUCUCUCCCUGCCCUUAAAAAACAAACAGAACAAAACAAAUCUCUGCAGAGGCUGAUGCGGUAGCCAUGGCCUAGCUAGGCUUCCUGCAGCACAGGGCAGGGUGCUUGAAAUAAUAAUUUUCAAAAGCCCUGCUGGUCCAGGCGAAUGGCCCAUCUACUCCAACAUCCUGUUCUCACAGUGACCAACCAGAUGCCUGUGGGAAAUCUGCCAGCAGGAACCAAGUGCAAGAGCACUCUCCAGUUUCCAUAAUUCAGAAGCAUUACUGCCUCCAGCCGUGGAGACAGAGCCUACCUGUCAAGGCUAGUAGCCAUUGACAGCCACAUCCUCAAUGAAUUUGUUCAAUCCUCUUUUAAAGCCAGGAGGUUGCUAUCACUGUGUGAGUGAGUCCCAUAGUUUAAAUAUAUGUUGAUGAGGCCAAGUGUUCGUCUAGUCCAGCAUGCUGUUUCUAAGUGUGGCCACCCAGUUUCUUCUGGGGCACCUGCAAGCCCAGGCGUCAAGGCCUCAGCUCUUCCCCAUUCUUUAAGGUCCCCAAGUGGCAGUUAUUCAGGGGCAUGUUGCCUCUAAAGCUGUAAAUUCCAUUUAGCAAUCCGGGUGAAAUAGCUGCUGACGGACUUCCUCCUACUCCUCUGAAAUUUCUCUAAUCUCCUUUUGAAGCCCUCUAAGCCAGUGGUCAUCACUAUGUCCUUUGUGGCAGUCAAUUUCCAGUUAAUUAUGCGUUGGGUGAAGAAGAGCUUCCUUUUGUGUGUCUUGAAUCUACUGCUAAUUAGUUUUAAUUGUGUGAUCUGAGUUCUUGUGUUGUCAGAGAGAGAGGAAAUAUUCACUUUCUCCCUACCAUUUGCAUUUUAAAGGGUGGCCGAACCCCCUUUUAGCAUGACCCUCAGGGGCCCCCUCCACCUCUGCAAUUCUAUGAUUCUGUGUCUCCACUCUUAAGUUGUCCUUCUCUGUACCUUUUUCAGCUCGACAGUAUCAUUUUAGAGAUGGAGUAACUUGGGCUGUACAGCUUUGCCAUCCUGUGAGCUGGAUUUCAUUUGAUUGCCUGGAUAAGGGCAGCUUGAGAAAUGCUCUUGCUUUCACACGUGACACAACAAGCACAACUGCUGUGUGUACAUUGAUGUUACGCUAGUAUUUCCAUGUAAUAAAUGAAUGUUGCACACCAUCAGGAUGGGUCUGGGAACUUGGGGCAGGGCUCCCAAAUCUAUGUCCACAUUUUAUGUGAUGUCCACACUGUGUACAUGUCCAUCAGUGUACGUCUAAUAGGUGUAUUUGCCGCAUAAAGGGUAGACGUUCCUAAAGAGGGUGCAACAAGGAGAACCAGAGGUGCUUGAAAAGGCUACAAGUUCUGACUUCCGUAGGGUUUUAAUGGGAGGCACGACCGGCUGUGGCUCUUCAGACCAUAGCAAGGUGCAGGUUGUGCUGCUUUGUGAUGAGAGAUGGUGGCAGGGCUGUCUCGGCACAGAUGAUGGACGACUCUCCAGUCAGAUGAGCAGUGGUGGGGUGGGAGGAGAUAGACAGAUAAGCUAUUUUCAGGAAGGCUUACAAUUUGCAGGCUAAGUUUGGGCUAUCUGAAAGUGUUGGCUCUGCACAAGACUUGUUGCAUCAGUGGAGUGUAGGUCAGGGAAAGCCAACCUCCUUGUUCUCAGGACUACUCUAUUCCCUGGACUGUACGUUGUCCAGAGCUGGAACAACCUGACCUCAUGCCUGUCCAGAUUCUGUAGUUAAUUUGGGUUUGUAGAUGCGGAUAGCAUGUGAUCAGAUGAUACAGGAUUAUUAAUAGGGAAUGGGAACUGGGGCUGAUUCUUUCAAUAAUAAUAAUAAUAAUAUACCCUGCCCAUCUGGCUGGGUUUCCCCAGCCACUCUGGGCGGCUCCCAACAGAAUAUUAAAAUAGAAUCAAACAUUAAAAACUUUCCUAAACGAGUGGCAGGUUGGCAGUGAAACAGACGUAGACUCAUUGCUUCUUUUUCCUGAUGAGUAAAGCUGUGUGGUUUUCUUUCUAACAAUGCAGUUCAAAAUUUGGUAGCAUUAUUGGGACCUUAUUAAGUUGCUUUGGGGGCCAGAGGCAGGCUGCCAGUUAGCUAUUCCUGGUCUAGGUGAUGAGAGGGUCACUAAUACUGUUGAUUUAAAAAAAAAUUGACUCUGUUCCAGAGCCCCCACUCCUUAAAAUACGUAUUGUAUUCUUUGGGGUUUUUGUUUCCAGACUUCCUGGUACUGAGUCUUGAGCUCUCGGAUGCAUUGCAGUCACGUCUUUUCUUUAUCUCCAUGAUCAUCAGGCCUAAAAAGCAUUGAAGAGAACCUGAGACCCCCUUUGUUUCAGCAACUGUGACUGUAAGGAAGCACUGGAAUCAGCAAAUGUCAGCAGCCCUAAGAUAAUAAAUGUCCCCAGAUUCACUUUGCCAUCUUGAUGUUGGAAUGUGGCUGGCCUGAGAGCAAGCCCAGUAGAUUUUCAAUCCUAAAAGCCGCCGUUAUGUUUUUAGGUGGGGAACUCUUCCUUUCUUCUUUCAGCCCUCCCAUCUUCACUUUUCUGGGGCUCUUAUGGCCUCUUCGGUUAAAUGUUUGGGUUUCCGCAAGGCUGCCUCCGCUCUGCAUGGUGCCCGGUUCUGUGUCUGCCACCCAAAUGACUUUUGUAACGUGGUUAUGAGCAGGGCUUUUGUGUGGCGUUGCCCCUACCUAGCAGUAGCAGCCUUUGUUGCCGUGAGAGACCCCCAGAGCACCCAGUUAGCUGAGCGCAGCUCCUUGUUCACAGUGGGUGUGGCUGUUCGGAAAGAAAUAGAUUAUAUUUUGUGCUGAAAAAUGACUCCUCUGGGCUGAAGCUGUCUUAAUGAUACGUUCUUUUCUCACCAAGUCAAUAAAGAUGAAGGGGACUAUUCUGCAGGUGAAAUUAGCUUAUUGGAGAAUGGAAAAGAUCCAAGAGCUCUGCCUGCUUCUUGGUGAGGAAAUGGAUUGGUCUCUUUGCUAGACUCCUUACAGUCUGUGUAAAAAGUUUGCCCCCGGAUGCAGGGGAUAAUGUUUUAGCAGCUUGACUACCUGCCCCCAUGCUAACUUGUGCUGCAUAAAAACCAUUUUGUUCACCAUCUAGGGAAUCCUUGCUGUCCUUCUAGUUUUCUGAAGAGUUGGUUAGGCUGCAGAUCAGGCAUGAAGACACUGUGACCUUCCAGAUGUUGCUAGUCUCCCAUCAGCCCCAUAUGGCAUGGCUGAUGGUCAGGGAUGAUUGGAGUUGUAGUCCAACAGCAUCUGGAGGGCCCCAUCUCUGCUUUAGAGUGAAGGUCCUGUGCAACUCAGGAGACAGCAGAAAAGGACUGUGUCCACCAUCUUUGUCACUGUGUCUACUAGCAGUUUGAUCCGACACCUGUCCCACAAGAACUUGAGCACAAGUUGCCUUCAAGUGUAGAGCAGGCACCUUGCCCUGUGAAUGCUCUCUUGGUUCUAGGGCUGGACAAUAUCUGGUUUUCAACAUUGCAAUAUAUCACCAGCUAAACAUCACGGUAUACUGAUAUAGCACUGAUAUAUGUGUCUGAAAUAAGGCAAGCGCUCUGGCUUUUUCCUGCAUCGUGAUUUUUGCAUAGUGCGCGCACACACAUCAUGAUUUGCAAUAUAUUGCCAGGUCAAAAAUUAUGAAACUGAUAUCACGAUAUGGACUUCAAACUGGUUUUGGAAGAUCGAUCUAUCUAUCAGUAUAUCACACAGCCCUACUUAGUUCCCACCUAAGGUUGAGUCAGCAGACAGUGAAGACAAAUGUGGGAGCAGGUGAAGUAAGAGCCUCGUGCUGCAUUCUGGGUAGAACAGGUUGCCCCAAAUCCAGGGCACUGCAUUUCAGCCAUGGCAGAAUCUCACUGGAGUAGAGGCUGGCAUUUGGCAAGGGUUCCCAUUACCAGUACGAUCCAGUGACUAUGUGGUGCAAGGCCCACUUUUUUUAACCCCUUAGAUAUGUGCGCUUGCGAUGGAAUGAAGCAGGUUGACGUGCAGGCAGACGGAAGGUGCGGCAUGGAUGAUCCGGCCGCCAUGCCUGCAUUUUCAUUUGGGGGGUGUUUGCUUCCAUUGCCCUGUCUGAGGCUUCUGCGUGGCUCUCUGGCGGCGUUCCUGCCCCUCCAGGUCUGGGCUGUACAUAUUGUCUGCUUGGCUGGGGCGGGAUCUGUUUUCAGUUCAAAUCAGCAGAGGGGAGAAGAAAGGGGAGAGAGAAGCAGGGGCGGGGAAGGUGAGCGGAGCCUAAUGUACCGGAGGUGCCUCGGAAAUGAGAACCUUGGAUGAAUUCCUGGCCCUAUUGAUUGGUAUACAGUUUAUGCAUCCUGACAUUCAUAAUCUUGGUCUGCUUCUGAUGGUCCAGAUUAAUGGGCCCAGGGGCUGUCCAUCCGUCACUUCCCAUUAAUUACUAGAGAGGUGUUUUUCCAGUGAUUUACCUGACAGUGGGCCAUGAUGAAUACCCCUAAACGGAGUGGGCAGUGAUUAAUCUUGCGGCCACACCCUUCCCCAACUCUUCCUUUCCCCCACAACCACAGGACAGACCCCCGAGCCAUCCGUCUCCAUAAAUGUGGCCUGAUGCAUAUUUAUAGGGGCCUGGGGCCUGGCAGAUAGCAGCCUUGCUGUUUGUGCCAAAGCUUAUGAAAAAUAAAUCUCUCUGGCAAGAGGGGGGCCGCAAGUACCUGGGGCCUCAGGGUGGCGGUUAGCCUUGAAGGCUGUGUGGUCUGGGGUUUGAGGAAAGGGUCAAGGAGGCUUGAGCGAGAGGAAGAGAACGUGGCCUAGCAGCCGUCAAUAGGACUGAGAGCCAGGAUUCCUGGACUGCGCUCCUGCCGCUGAGAAAGAAGUACCGGUAGGCGCCGUUGGUGAUUAGAGCACCGAUGCAGGGCUUGUGGAGGGUGGUAUGGCCUAGUGGGCUCGGGGAGGGAGACUGUGUGCUGCACACUUGCUCCUGACCCUAGAUCAGCUGAAAUGGAAGCCCUACAAGCCAGGAUUUCCAAGUGCGUUUCACAGACCUGUUCCUAAUUGGCUGCCUGUGUGAAGUGGCCAGUCGUGUAGUUUUCCCACUUGCAGAAUGCACGUGAGACCCUUUACCAAAGUGGCAUGAGGCUGAGUGCCUCCUUUCAGUGUGGCUUGUGUCAUCUGCGGGUGUAGAAAACUGCAUUGUGCUCCCAAAGGGACAAGUUGUCCUGGUAGGAGGAAAGCCUGUGCAUUUUGGGUUUAUAUUUCUGUAACGCUGAGCAUGCAAGGUGCUGGUUGGUCUUUGAUAGAGGCAGGGGUCCUGGGGAUUCUGUCUCUACCUGUUCUGUCUAAGCAAGCACAGAAGGGCCAGUGCAUCACUGGCUCAUCAUUUUACUGAUCCUGCGUUGGUAACAUCAAGUGGUGUUCUAGUUGGUGAGUGGCAAGUCAGCAAAAAUGUGGGGGUCCUUGCACUACAUGUUAGGCUUAUUUCUAGCACUUCUGGAUACUUUUAAUCCUCUCUGUAUAUUUUGAAGCUUAGGGUUGGUGGCAGCUGGGCUGACUAAGGUCAAACCUAGAUAUUCACUUCCAUAGGUACAAGAGCACUCCUUCCUCUUGCUAGUCCUAAUAUCCAGCUUUUUCCAUAACUCAUUUAUCCCUUACUAGUGUAACUCAUCUAUCCUGCAGUCGUUAGACACCUCAUGCACAUGUAAGAUGGGCUUGGCGUGGCAGCAGUCAUUCCCAUAAGCCUCAUAGUCUGAUGGGCUUCUCUUAUCUGAAGUAAGAGAAGAGAUGGGGCAUGAAUCUCCUUAGUUGUCGCUUGAGUGUGUCUAUUGAGGUGGGGGAUUGGGUGUCACCGUACAUUAAACGGGGCAGGUUCAGCAUAUAGGCUUCGCAGGAAGGUGUGUGGAGGUGACUAGAUAGUGUCAGUAGGAAGGGGAAGAUAGCACAAAGCCGAUCUCGUUGCAGACAUGUGAUAUGUUCACGGCAACAUCUUUUGCUGCUGCUUUAUUAAUGUGUGGACCUUAAUUUAAUACAGCACACGCUAUAUAUUUUCAGAAGUUUAGCUAACAGGAGAUACAACGUGUUUAGCAUAUUCUGUAGAUCUCUGGUUUGCAGAAGCUUAAAUCUGUCCCUUAGGUGCUUGGCGGUUUAGGAUUUAUAUGCUGCACUUAUUGCAUAUCCAUGGGAAUGCAAUUGCAAGGAGGAGAUGGCACACCACAGCCCCUCCCCUUGCCAUUAGGGGUGGGGGAAGAGUGUACAAAGCAACACACUGGCCUUCUUAUCUAAGCACUGGAGACUUUGAUGAGUGUCUGUAUCAUUUCCGCCUGGAGGCAGCAAGAUUGGGACUUAGCGGGGGUUUGGUGUUGUUUUGCAUUAGGAAGCAGGACGGGCUGCUUCCUGGAUCAGCUGAAAGCCUAGGUUCCUGUCCAGAUGGAUGCAAGCAAAUGGGUCAUCACAGACUCUUUAAAUUUCACCCAAAUCUCUGGGUGUUCAAAGUUUGCACGCAACCUUGGUGGCUUGGACUCCUCAUGUUGUUAUUUAUUUCCCCUUAACAGUUCUGGAUCCAGAAUUUGGGAGAUCUUUAGGCAAGACUACUUGGCCAGACUAUCUGUCCACCUAACCCAGUAACUGUCUGCACUGAGUGAUAAUAGCUCUCCAGGGUCUCAGACAGAGGUCUUUCUCACCAUCUGCUGCCUUAUCCUUUUUUAAAAGGAUGCCAGGGAUGGGACUUGCUAUCUUCUGCAUGUAAUGCAUGUGCUCUGCCACUGAGCACUGGUUUCUCAGGCAUGGCUUCGCCUAGAUUUAACACAGGACCUCUCAUUCCCUGAGCAAGAAUAAUACCUCUAGAUUUUACCUACCUUUUACCUACCUUUAAUAUCUCCAGAUCAGAGGGAGGCAACAUGGUGCCCUCCAGGUGUUGAUGGACUAGCCAGCUGGCCAGUGAUCAAGGAUGAUGGGAAUUGUAGUCCAGUAACAUAUGCGGAGCAUCAUAGUGGGUACCUCUGCUAGAGACCUCUGCUCGCUGGAUUCUUUCACACGGCUUCUGUACUUUCUGGUGCUCUGUGCAAAAUAAGAAUGGCCACGUUCUUAGGCAAUGGGCAUUUUGCAUUUCUUGGGAUCGCAGCAAAAAUAUUACCUUGUCACCCUCUGGGGCUAACCUUGCUUCUGAACAGUAAUUGCUCAGAAAUGCGUCCUACCUUACUAAUUAGAUAAGAACAGCUUUUCCCUCUCUGUCUUGCCAGCUAAUGCCCAGUUUAUUAAAAGUGAGAUGAAGUUAGUAUCUGGACUUCACCUUAUUAGGGGACCUAGCUGUGGAUUUGGCUUGUUAAUUUGAGGGGAGACGUAUGGAAGAGAUGGCUUGCCUUGACUAAUCUUGAUAGUGGAUCUCCACCCCCACCUAAAAGAUAAAGAAGGCCAUUGCCAAUUCUGUGGGGCUAAGGAAGUCUGUGGGGAUUAGGAAGUCUGAGUGUAAAAGAAAGGCCUGGAGCAGGAGUUCGAUAGAUCAUCCAUGGUCUGUGAACUCCAUUCAGGUGGACCAUGGUAUGUCUGUGGUUUUUGGAUUGAAUACAGGAAAUGGCACAUCCUUAAAUUAAAUAUGUUGAUUUUAAGUGUAUUUUAAUUAUCUUUUAUUUCUUAUAUUGUAUUUUAUUAUAGUGCAGUUUUAAUUCUGUGGAAUUAAAAUUGUAAUACCAUAAAAUGCAAUGCUGUAGAAAUAAAAGAAGCAAUUAAAAGCAUACUUAAAAAACAGACAGCAACUAGCACAUCAACUGCUAUGACAGGCCAAAAAAACAAAGAAACCCAUUAAGUGAUUCUGCAAGACCCUCAGCAGUUUUCAAGUGGUCCAUGGGGGGGUGGAUGGUUUGGGAACCAUUGGUCCGUCCGACCCUCAUCCCUACCCUGCCCCAGCUGAGAGAUUGGAAGGUAACUGUUGCAAGUGUAGGCUAAAACUACAUUAUUAUUAUUUUGACUUGUUUUGCUUGUUCAGUCCUGUACUUAACACUGUCCGGUAUACAUGGAUCAAGUUGGACAUGGAAACAAUCAAACUGAGAGGAGGGCUCUGGCAUUUUAGAGGCAGCAAUCUAUUUUCUAGCUUUCAUGCACUUUGAAGUGCUCUGAGUCAACGACAAGCACUGCUGUGGUUCUCUGUGCCGGAUUGAGGCAAAGCCGAUAAAAGCCUUAGAGCAGCUUGGUUAGGGCUUGAAGCAUCUGGGGUCAGGAUGCUGAUGUGCAGAUGGGAGCUUGCUUCUACCAGUUUCUUGGAAAUAGCAAGGGAGCUGUAGGUCCAGCAUAUGAAAAGGCCAUGUAACAUUAGCUCUCUCCCACAUCCAGUGCAAAGUCACUGUGACUUCCUGGGACACGGUUGCCCUGCUUUCUAGAGAGCUGUUUCUGAAAGUGUUUAGGGGGAGAGUGGAAGCCACAAAGAGGGCCGGGUGCCAUUAAAUCCUAGUGCAAGGCACAUAAGAGAUGCAUGGGUAGUUCCUCGAUACAAAAGAAUAAUCAAAAUACAGAGUAAUAGAGGGUAUAUAGAGCUUUUUUGGCAGAAUGUUUGAUUCCAGGUGUAGCUCUGUUUAAGGAAAUAACAAAUCAAUAGAGCCGCCUCGGUUUUAGAAGUUCCACACUGUUAUGAAAUUACUGGUGCUUGGAGCAUGUUUUUAGUCCUCAUGGUUGCAAAGAGAAGUUUGGAAACAUGUUGGCAAAAGAUUGUAGAGAGGAGAGGCUACACAAGGUUGUCAAAUGUCAGUGGAUAGUAUUUCAGCUCCCCCUUCCUGCUCUAUAACUGGCUACAUCAGUGGUUCUCAAAGAGAGGAUCACAAGUGUCGUGGGAAAACCCAAGGACAAUCAAAUAAACAUUUAAACAUUUCAAUGUUACAUAGUAUAGUACAAGUAUAAUAUCGAAAUAAUAUUUUUUAUUUGAAGAAUAUAGAUAUCUUUUCCAAAUGAGAGCAGGAGCCUCAAGUGAUACUAAUGACAUUCCUAGUUGUGUUUUCCAGUGUAUUUCUUAUUUUCAAAAAUUUGGCAUGGCACGAGCAAAUUUUUGUUCUUAAAGUGUGAGCCAGAGAAAAAAACUUUGAGACCCUCUGGGCUGCAUCCCAGUUCCCAACUUCUGCCUUUGUGCCUUUCUGCCUCACAUGCCUCUACCCUAGUCAACUCCUGUACCAUUUUUCUUUUAAGUUGAAAGAGAUCUGGUACAAUCACUGAAAAAUUGAAUCAUGAAAGCAAAAUAAAGUAAGACAAAGCAGCUGUACCCUGUGCUUAGAAUGCAGCCAUGGUUAUGAGGUUAUUGUAACUGUGCAUAACGGCAUGCGCAAAUCCACCCGUCCUUUGGCCAGGAAAUGAGUUACUGAUCUAGUUCCACCUCUGCCUUCCCCUGGCUGUAGACUAUUUCUCCUCUGUAAAAGGCAGCAGGUGGGACACAGAUUGUGCUUCUGUUUCCAGGUUAUCCUCCCCUCCCUGCUUCCCCAAACACCUGCGUGGGGCUACAUUGCUCUGCUGCUCACUCGACUGAUUGCUUUCCUCUCUUACAGAUCUUGGCAGCACUAUGCAGCCAGAUACGGAGAGGCCUCGGAUACGGCCCAAGAAGCCAGACAAGGCCCUGUACGUCCCCAGAGCUCUACGCGAGACGGCCGGCUCAAAAACCAGCACCUCAUUAGCCACCAGACAUGGGAGCGAGGGGAGCCUCUCCUGCUCCUCAGGGAAGGAGAUCACCAAAGGAUGUGAGGGAAGGCCGAGUCCCAGAGCUGGGAGAGGCCUGUUUCACGAGGACCGGGAUGGAGUGGAUGCGCCCAGAGAACCAAGAGGAACCUCAUCCCAAGGCGGGAGCUAUAGCAAUGCCUUCUGCACAAGGCCAAAGGCUCGGAAAGGGUCCCAGCAGAAGGCUGAGUCACACAGACUGCCCGCUUCCUCCAGCUUCCUAGCCACAACUCCCUCUGCACUGCCCAGCCGUCACGCAGAGUCCUGCACUGCCCUCUCUCAUACUAAUCUAUUGUGGAGGAUGGCCGAGCUCCAGCUUCAGCCAAGGCGUAACGAGGUAGACUGCUCUUGGGAGCAGCAGCACGUGUGUCCGUCAGCAGAGCAGGACACUUUCUCUUUGCAAAGGACUCCCCACACUGGCGUGAGCAAGCAGGCAGGAACACUCCUCACAGACCAGGUAGGGCUGAGUGAAGGGAGUGUGCAGACAUCCAGCAGCGAGAGGCUCUCGGAUGAGGGAGAGGUGGGUGACGGUGGCCUGUUGGCCAGCAGGGAAAGCGCAAUGGCGCCCGCGAGCCAAGGUUACACAGAACCAGCUGGAGUAAGUGAGGGCGAUGUGUCUGGAAGUUUAGCUGAGGGGGUUCCAGGUGGCCUAGGAGCACAUGAGGAUUGCCUCUCGGCAUGUGCAGGUGAGGGAGUGCCUGAUCCAACAGAUGCAGGCAAGGGAAACACGUUGGUUUGCCCUGAGACAGUUGAGCCUGGUGGACGUGAAGGCACCAAUAAGAGCAACUCCAAUCCGACAGAGAUGAGUGACGGUAGCAUGUUGGACUAUACGGCCAAUAAAGUUCCAGAUCAGACAGAACCAAAGGAAGGCAGUGGCAUCAAAGACACAAACGGGAGCGUCGCUGCUCAGGCAGAAGCCAAUGAGCAGAGCACACUAGAGCAUGGCGAGGAGAAUGAGAGUAGCGUGCCCAGUCAUGCAGUUGAACACAUGUCUGAUCAGAUUGGAGUGAGCUUUGAUAACGUGUCUGGAAACAGGGAUGAGAGCCCUUUAAUUGAGGCAGGUGGUUCAGGGGUGGCUGCAGGCUGUAACUCUUCAGAUAGUGACUAUGGGACAAGGGAUUGUCACCCCAAUUGUGUCUUGGAGGAUGAAGUGGGGCAAGGGUGUGGCAGGGAACACGAGGAGGGAGGCAGCAUUUCCCAUCACACCUGUUGGUGCAAAGGCGAUGUCUCUGGGGCCGAGGCUGCACCGGCAGCAGGAGAAGCGACUUUGGGCAUGGGAGAGCAAAGCGCUGAAGGAAGGGAGGCUGCUGGCCAGUCACUGGGAUGUGCCUCAAAGAAGGCGGCGUGCAGCGCAGAGAGAGUCAUGGAGGGAGCAGGUGCUCUCUCAGGGGACGCCUCAGUGCAAAAGCCAAGCCAUGGGGAUGUGGGCAUGAGGUGGUGGCAUCCGUCUGAAGCCAAGGCAGGCGAAGAAGCUGGAUGGAGCGAGGAGCCUGCUGGAACCAGCAUUGAUCCGGCAACCGGCAAUGAGGAUGACAGCGUGGCAGAUGAGAGCUGGGAUGCUCUGUUUAAUGACGAUGGUGACUGCCUGGAUCCGCAUUUACUGGCGGGGGUGAGUACUCUCUGUGGACUUUUCCUGCAUCUGGGUGUCAUGAGACAUGGUGGCGGGAGAUAGUUGCAUGUUGGGGAGCACGUGACGCAGCUGGUUUAUGGAGAAUGCAUUUUUAGUUUUGAAGUCCUGCAUGGCUGGCUGAGCUGGUGUGUCUGCAAUGCCUUUAUUCUGUAGCUUUGUUUGUGCUUUGUUUCUCGCCUUCUCUUUCUCUCUUUCAAUCUCAGUAUUUAUCCGAUGCCCUUUCCCAGAAGGUCAUGCCAUAAGCAAGAGAUUUAAAAUUUUCUGUUGGAAAAUCCAAACCUCUAUUCUUGGAGUAAACUGAUUUUCACACACACACACACACACACACACCCAGUUUAAAUCUGUAGGUUGUCCUGAUUUCAGUUUUUAGAUUCCAUUUAUUGAAACAUUUCCAUUCUUUUGGAGGGAGAGGAGAGAGAAGCUACAUUGGGUCUCUGUAUGUACAGGGACUAGAAACUGGUGAUCAGCAGAGACAGAGAGCCCGAGUUCUACUCUGUUUUUUGAGCAUUUAGUACAGAUUACCUGCACACUUUGAAGCUUUUCACCAGAGGCAUGGGAGCUACUAAGUUGCUUCUUUAUGAAGUCAUGAUGAGAGUUAGAGGGUUUGGAGAAAGCUUUUGCAAAGUUAACGCAUGAUGAUGACACUUUCUGGGUUGAGCCGAUUUCUGUCGCCUUCAAUAAUUGUGGGGAGAUGGUCACAUGUAUUCUGCUUUGAGGCUAGAGGAGGACUCAAAAGAAACACCACGAACGGCCUAGUAGUCCGUGGAGGUCUCCAACAGAAGUGGUGCUUGAGAAAUCAUUAAACAAGAGGAGCACAACAAUUGGCUUGAGAACUCUCCAACACCUUGAACUCCGCAACGCUUGCCAAACUCUCUUGGCUGACUGGAUAUAAUAAAAUGCGUAAAAUAAGGCAGGCGGAAGUUCCUCUGCACGGCGGCUGCGUUGCUACGAAGCAGAGCCUUCAUGAUGACCACGAGGCGUGCAGAGACAUACCGUGAAGUUUCAUGGAAAUGGCAGGUUUUUAAUUGGCUCUGGCUUGUUAGCAUAUCGCCCUGCAAGAAUAGCGCGAAAUGUGUUGCGAUGAGUAGCUCAGCACGGGGAGCGUGCAGCCUUGCCUUCCGUUUAUGAGGAAAGCACUGUGUCGGCUGGAUGGCUGAGAGCCCCUUAUUAAAGCUUAAAUCAAUACCAUAAACCCUGUACUUUUGGAGUGACACAAUAGUACCUAAAGUAACAAAGUGUCCUAAUAUUGCUGCGAUGUGCAUUCAGGCCUGCUUAGGAGCCGGGGGUUGAUCUGAAUGGAUUCGGCUUGCUAAUAGCUCCGGCGAACCAUUGAAAUUAACUAAGCAGGCUCAUUACCAAGGGUUAGCUCAUAAACCAUCCUAAACUCCUGGUAAUGGAAGCUGUUAAAACUCCAUGGGGGCAGCUUUUACAGGAAGUAGCUUUGGGUUCACUGCUGCUUAUUCCAGUCAGUUAACGGCAAGGAAAUUAAAUCUCCCUUUCUGGCAGGUGACCGGCCAGUUGAAAGUGAGGCCGGAUCAUGCAGGCUACCCACAGGCUACCCAUUGCGCCUCUGUGCAGAAGUGCCAGCACACCAAGCAGAACUUGUCUUCAUAGGUGUCGAAGGCGUAGCAAGAACAGAAUUGCCCUCAAACUGAUUUUGCUGCACAUGUGUGGCUCAAUCUCUGUAUGGUGCUGGUCUUGCAUAUCAAGGCGCAUAGACAACCUCCACGACUCCCAGGCUCAUAUAAACAAAUCCUGCUGCAAAGGAAAAUUUGCAGGGUUUACUGGAUGUUCACAUGUUUCUGCAGCUACGAUGCUCAGGAUACUGCUGGGUGGAAAUGUUUGUAUCCUGAAAGACACAAGGAAAGCGGGUGUGGUGAAGAAGGAAUCUAGAUGAUCUACUUUAGGUCUGCUUUCCUUCUUCUGUAAGGCUGGAUCUGCUGCACCAGAGGGAGAGCAGUAGGGCAAUAGCAUGGCUGGGCUUGGACAGAAGUGAAGGGGCAACCAGCAGACGAGUUUUGUGGCCAGAGAGCUUCUCUGUGCUCUCGCCUCUGAUCCCAAAGGCCUGACCGCAUGGAUGCGUGCCUAGUUGUGGGCAUGACCUAUUUGUAGCAUUGUGAAUUCUGCAUUAUGAAAUCGCUUUGCUUUGUUUAAACAAACUCUGCGCCUGCUUUCAUCAGAGAGCUGAUACCAGUAAACUGCCUGCAUUAGAAAGCACUAAUUUUAGAAAAGUCAGGGAUAAUUUCCUUUCAAUUAUCUCACAAGUAACCACUUGGAGGAAGGUGUAGACUGCAGAGUUGAGAGAAUGAAGGUGAGGUCUCGGGAGUCGAUACUCUGGGAAAAGGCUCAGUGUUGCAUUAGGGCAGGCUAAGGGUAAGUCUAAGGGGAUGACUUAGGCUCUUUAGGGCAGGGUGAGGGGGUCUUAAUGUGGUUUACAUAUUUCUUAAACACAAUUGCAGCUGCAUCUUUUGUAACAGUGCCACGCUCGGAGAACCCCAGAAUUUCCAUUUGCCACAGUGAGGAAUGAACUUGAGCAGUUGGCUUUUAGCCAUUUUUUUAAAAAAAUGGAGACGCAAUUUUGUUUUGUACUUGCGGGCAAAAAAAAAUAAAAAAUGUAGAUGGUGUGGUGAUGCAGAAUAUCAUGUAAUAAUUGUGGAGGCAUUGAUUUCCCCAACCUGAUGUCCUUCACAUGCUUAGAACUACAACUCCUUUAAGCCUCAGCCAGCGCAAGCAUACUGGCUGGUGGAAGCUGUAGUUCAAAACCUUUGUGAGCGCCAGGCUGUGUCCAUACUGCAUUUCAUUUCAGCAGUCUCUUUGCACUGUACCAGAACAAACCUUUGACUCUCCGCCCCCCGCCUUUGUAAACCACUUUGAGGGUCUUCUUACAAUCAAGCAAUACUGUAUGUGCAUUUUGUUAAAUAAAAUAUAAAUAAAUGUGUGUGUUCACUGAGAGCUGGGCUGCUACCCACAAUGGAUGUGCUCUGCCUCCGCAGUCAGAGGCAAUAAAGCUUCAGAAGAAACUGCAGGAGGGGAGAGCGUUCUUGGGUUUGGGUUUCCCACGGGCAUCUGGUUGGCCACUGUGAGAAGAGGAUGCUGGACUAGAUGGGCCAUUGGCUCUUUUUAUGUUCUUAAGUGUAUUCAUUUCCCUCCUAGAAUUGUAGUUUGGGCUUUUCAUAUUUAUCUUAAUGAACACCGGGCUUGUCAUAUUUAUCUUAAUGAGCACUGAACUAUGUGUGAUUGCACGAAUAUACCCACAUAUAUUUUUCACCCAAUCCAUUUAUCAGCUUUGAUUCCUCCCGGCCCUAAAAAGCUGAGAACCUUGUGAAAUAGCUGGACUCUCUAGAAUCACAUAGUUCCGACACGAGAUUUACUGUCUGCUAAGAAAAAUGAGUUGAUAUAGCUGAAGAAUGCCCUGGCAAAUGGGCACAGUGCUGGAAAUUCACCUUGAGGAAGAAAAGAGUUCUGAUAAUGAAAGAGAGAAGGCGGGACGAUGGCUGGGACAAGGGACAGCACAAGGGACAGCAUGAGGCUUUUGUCGAGACCAAUUACACAAAAGCUUGUAUCGCUUUAAUGAGGUACAAGAUUUUGUGUGGAUAAGACAGGACUUGGGUUGCCUACAGUGACAGAUUCUGGGAUGUGGUGUGAGCUGUGCUCUUCCUCAUACGAAUAUCAGCAGCAGAAUUUGUGGGUGAUGCCGGCCAAUAUCUCUAAUGGAGGAUCCAUCCACAUUAGCAAUUUCUCCUGAGCAUUUAAUGAUAUUUACUUUGGGACAUGCCCCUGCUUUGGGUCAACUUGCAUCUGUCCUGCAGUAAAUUGUUCCCUGGAGUGUUUUUAAAAUACUGCAGGAAGAUCCCGUCCUUAGUGAAAAUGCUUCUCCUUUAAACUAUGAAUGUCCCCAGAGUCCGGGUAUCAGAAGAUCUCCGGGCGCUGGAGAAAUGUGGCAGUGAAAAUUCACAGGCAAGAUUCCUGCAAAGCUCAGAGUCUGGCUUCCUUUCUGCAGCUCCAGCCUAGUGACUGUGCUGAUGCAGAUAUGCACAUAUCUAUAUCCUCCUGCUUGUGUUUUAAGAAAAGAAGAAUAUGUUGAGAUAAAAAUGGAAGGAGGGGGAAAACAGCUCGUGACUAAAUAAAGCUGUUCCUCUGCUAUUGCUUUCCCUGGUGAAAAACUUACUCUAGUUUCUCGUACCAAGGUCAGUAUAACUCAUUUCGUUGCAUAGGAGGAGUGUUGCGCUGAGAUUCGGGUGUGUGAAAGUGGGAUUUAGAAUGAGAGCGAUCAGAUCUUGGCAUACACAAAAGAGGGUGCUUUGCAUGAGUUGAUGUUAUGGCUUGUGUGUCGGUGCUGAGCUGCAGGUGAGAUGUGUUUGCUUCAUUCUCUGUGUGUAAGAGUGGAGUUGGGAGUAAAUGCUUCUGUGCAGGCUUGCCUGGGGAUCAGGGUAAGGGCUUAUGUUCAGGCCCUGUGCAGAUGUUUGAGAGUUGCCUUCUUCUGCCACAGGCCUUGGGCAUUUCCUCACUACCUAGAAACCACUGCUGCUGGUUCCUGUUUGGGAAUCUGCGAAGCCUUUUUGGAAACCCUGUUUUCAAUGACUGGGGGGGGGGGUGGUCUUGCUGGUCUUGCUCUGGGGCUGGGCCUUUGGUCCUCAUGGCCCUGGAGUCUAGAGUGGAUUCUUUCAUUUUCAUUUCACAAAGUUGGGAGGGACCACCAAAAGGCUAUUCGAUCCAUCCCUCCUGUUUCUUUUGAUCCAGUCCAACCUGUCUCCCUUCACUCAGAAGAAGAAGAAGAAAAUAUGAUCCUUCCCAAAUCAGAACAAAAACUUUAACAUGCAAUGGAAAAUGUGAAAAUAAUUCAUUCUGUCGUUUUGAAGGCCAUUACUUGUCUAGUUUGGGUGCCCAGCACUGACCAGCAACCCAGCUGUCCUUGCAGGCUGCGCACCCGAGAGGCCAAUGCAUGUGCCAUGUGAUGCGCUUUUUUCUGUCAUCCGUGGAAAAUAUGGAAUAGCUGGUAAUACAGUGUUUCUGGGAGGAUUACUUUUGGCUAAACUGGCCAGUUCUGUUGGAGAGAUUGUAACUAGGCAGCCCUGUCUGCAAAAGGGAGGAGUGUGCUAGAGCAGGCUGUCACGGGCACACAUUUCUGCCUCUUGCCUUACACACUUUUAUCUCUAUAAGGCUCCUCCGGCCUCUGCCACUGUGCUUCACUCUUCCCCCGCCGCAUGUUGACUGUCUUCUCCGUCUCAAAAGCUGAGCGAGCGAGCGAGAGUCAGCGCAGCAGCAUGGAUAAAUCUUUGGAGAGCGUUGAGCCGUGGCAGACAGUCUUCAUUUCCUGUGUCCUCUUGCUCCUUGCUGCCUGUGCAUCCGCCGGCAGAAGCUUUCCCAGCACAGGACAACAUCUGAACAUUAGCAAUCUCUGGGAAGGAGACUGCGAGCAGGAGGCUGGGACUGUGUUAAUGCGGCAUGAGGGCGCACGGUUCCUGUAAGCAACCCAAGACAGGAAGCCCAUUAAUGGGCUCACUUUUUCCUUGAGCAAACCAUUGCAAGCAUAUUUGUAAGAUGCGGUGCCGUGUUCCCCACUGCGCUGCCCUGAAAUAUGUGUGCACUUUGUCGCUGCAGAGCCGGCUCACAUCAGUCAAGCCUGAAGUUGUGUGCAGAGACGAGCAGGCUUUGUGGGCAGGUUUGUACAUGUUGUGCAUUGUGCAUGGAUUGUCACCACCCUUCCGAGGCAGGCAGCUCCUGGCCCUCAGUGUGCCUUCUGCUGCACCCAGUGGUUUGUGAAGGUCAGGGGUGCUCAUGCAGUGUGCUCUCCAUCAUCUCUGAAGAUCUGCCAUGCCACUUAAUGUUAUGAGAGGCUGCUCCCUCAAGCAUUUCUUGGCCAGCUCCCGCUGCGACCGAGUGUAGUUCGCUUAGGUUCCUUAACGAUCAAGUUAAUAGCUUGGAUCCUGUUAAAUCCACCGAGGCACACACUCCAUCCUGUCCCUCUUGCUGCAGAUCCACCUCUUCCUCCCUGAUUCGCCAGCUCGUUCUUCCGUGCUCCACCCACCCACAAAUUCACUUUCCCGAAGAAAUUAUCUGAAUUGCUGUCUUUUAUUGACCGAAGUAGCUGGAAUUUAUAGACUUUCCCUGUACAGCCGCGGCUUCUGUUGGUACAGGUACUUGGGGAAGCAGACAGAGUCUGGCUGAAUUAUAGACUCCCUUGCCCACAGGAUGUGCGUGGAGCUGUGCCGCUUAGGGACCUAGCACAAGUGCGUUUCCCUAGGACAGCUGCAUCCAGCUUUCAGUCUCCCAGCAGCUAUGAUGGUUGACUUUGGGGGUAAAGGUUUGCCAAGGCACACGUAUGGAGGGGAGCUGAGUGGUCAGGCUAAGCAAUUCAGUGAAGAGUCGUUGUUCAUUAGGCCAUGAUGUUGCAGACCUGGAGACACGAGAUCUGCCAGCAUUUCGCGGUGUUCCCAGAGGCCUGAGUCUCUUCCCUCUCCGCUUUUGUAGGGGAAGGAGCCGUGUUUGCAUUUUGGCUUUUGGUUCUUGCAAAUCCUCCAAGGUGGUUUACAGCUGUUAAAAUCUCGCUGCAGUUAAAACUAGCAAGCAUUUAAAAAGCCAAAAUAAAACAUCCAGAGUAGGAUAUACACUAAAAUCCAGAUGAAAUAAAACCUUCUUAACUGCCCAUCUAAAAGACAAUGUCCUCCACCAUUUGAACUGCCUGUAUAAAGAAGUUGACCCUGAGUUUGCUUAUUUUCUCAUCCCUCCCAAUCCAUUUCCCUUUUGUGAUGUGUCUUGAGUGCAGAGAAAUCUUUGUUUAGUGACUUAUAAGCUGUUCUGGGAGCUUUUUAUAGCCAAAGAAUGGGAUGAAAAUAAAAGCUCUAAAUAAAUAAAUGCACAUAUGUUGUCAGUGGAAUACAGAACAGGGCCUCGGAAGAUGACUACAACUGAUGGGCAAGUUCAUGUGAGGGGAGGCAGGCCUUCAUAUAUCCUGGCCCAAAGCCAUUUAGGGCUUUAUUGAUAAUAACCAGCUCCUUGAAUUGGGUCUGAAAAUGAAUUGAAAGCCGCUGCAAUUUAAACAAGGCCAGUGUAAUAUGGCCAGAAAAGCAGACACCAGACAUUAUUCUGGCUUCAGCAUUUUGCACCAGCUGUGGUUUCUGAAAAGUUUUCAAGGGCAACCUCACAUCUCGAGUGUGUUAGUAAUCACAGCGUAAUUUGUUUCCCUUAGGAGCAGUGUGAGAUCAGCCUGCUUCAUUCUCCCGCUCUUUUGUUUGAUUUUGGGGUGCAGGUGUGCACAGCAUCCCGGGAGCCGGGUCCCAGCACACCUGUCUUCUCCCUGAGCCUGUCUUAAAAAGAAUAAAAAAUCUCUGGCUGCUGUCUGUCAUUAUUCUCAACUGUUCCGCAAUUCAUAUAUUUUUCUGGCCCAGAGUUUACUGGGGCAUUACCUACCGCAAGUAAAACAUGGGCCCAGGUCUUCUCCCACCUGUGUCUGAACCCAGUCACCCCUUUUAUUUCUGUCCCACACUUCUUCUAGCUUCACCUGCUUAGCCAUGGGGAGUGGGGGCUGCUGCUCCUGCUCUGUGAGCUGGGUUUUCCAGCUUCCUUGGUUUGGGUGCCACCAACGCCCUUCCGCGGAGCAGGCAGGAAGACAGCUGCUGGGGAGCUGGGCACCCACUCCAGCUUCCUCCCCUGAAAAGAAUGAGGGAGCCUGGCGAAACGGUUAAUGGGGAAAGUAUGCAAGCAGCAGGAGGCACCUGAUCAAUAACUCCCAAUCUCCCGUGGGCCAUCAAUCCUUCUCCGCAACACGAGCCCACGGCUUCAUCAAUCAGCCAGCGCACCCGCUCCAGGGCUGCCAGAAGGGCUCAGGGGCUGAGAUGCACCACGGCGCUCCGCAGUCAGAGGCAGCGCCUGGCUGUCGUUUCAAAGGUGGUGUGUGGGGGAUCAGGAUGAGCUCCCUGAAAUGGCAUUGGGGUGGGGGUGUCCACCAGUGGCCUGGGCUGCUUUGGGGGAAGGGGCAAGAGGCCGAGGGCCUUGCACUGCUGCUGCUACAGCUCGCCACCCCUCACUGCUUUCCUCUCUCCUCCCUCCAGCUUUCUCCCCACAGACCACACCCUGUGGGGCUACAGGAACCACGCUUUGACUACUACAACUACACCCCGGCUGACUUGGACUUGAGUGACUCUGAGCUGCCGCACGUCAUUGAGAUCUACGACUUCCCAGCGGAGUUUCGCACCGAGGACCUGCUGCGCGUCUUCUGCAUCUACCAGUGAGCCAUUUGUCCCCGUUGUGUUGGACUAGAGGGCCCUUGUGGCUCCUUCCAACUCUGCGAUUCUAUGUCCCAUGUCACACCUUCUCCUUGAGUGUGGAUCACCCCCAGCAGGCAGGGCUGGGGGUGAUGGCUCUCUUCACCCGGAGCUUUCCCUUCCAUGGCCUCCUGACUUCUGUGAGUCCUUAGACCUGGAUCCAGAUGUGCUCCCCAGCUCAGAGAUGCAAAGGCCAGUCUUGUUCCAAAGAUGCCCAGGCAUGCUCUGGCAUCACUACCCACCAGGCAUCCUUCCAACUCCCCCUAUCUAUCCCUGCACCCCCUCCUGAGCUCCUCCCAGGACUGCACACAAUUGCUUUUUUCUUCCUCUGAACACCCCCACAAGAACCCUGAUGUCCCCAUAUUUCUCUUUUCUGCUCUCCAGGAAGAAAGGCUUUGACAUUAAAUGGGUGGAUGACAGACAUGCCCUGGGGAUCUUCUCCAGCCCCAUCACAGGUGAGGCUUGUUUUUCAGCAGGGCUUGACUGGGCAACAGGAAGCGGCUUUCUUGGUACCUGGUGGGGAUGGCCUGCCUAAUGCAUUCACUGGGAAGGGAGUCUACUUCCCCAUAUGAUACCUGCUUCUCUUCUCGCAGCCCGAGAUGCUCUCAGCACCAAGCACCUAAUGGUGAAAACCCGCCCACUGUCCCAGGCCACGCGAGCUGCAAAGACCAAGGCCCGAGCCUUUUCUGGUGAGUCCAGAAGAAAGAGAUUAAAUGCCUGGGGUGCUGAGCAUCUUCCAGCCUGUAGCUCAUAGCUGCACUGUGUAUUCUUACCUUGCAGAGAUUAUCCCAGAUCAUUGUAGGAAGCCAUAGUUGUAGGGCUUCAACAGCCCCACCCACCCACCUGGACCCUCCAUCUCUGCUCCUCUCAGGUGCUGAUGAGCACUGGUUCUUCAGCACAACUGCUUAUGAAACCUGGUCUGCUGGAAGUCUCUCUCUCACACGCACAUUGAGCUUCCCAAAUCCUACAACCACUUUCCAGGGAAACAGCUGCAGUUUAAAACAGUGGAAGUUCUCCUGCUAGCACCGAACAGGGCUUGUUAACUGUAACAGUAGAAUCAAUAAGAAUGGGUUGCCCCCCUUUGGGUUCCUGCUGGCUGCCCUAGUCCCUGAGCACCCUUGCGUCUCAUCGGGGCUGAGAAUAACAAGAAGUCUGGUUGGCUUCCUAGGGCAACGCCAGGCAACACCUAGGGAAUUGAAAAGGUGCAUUAAAAUAAAAAGUAACAAAAUUAAUAUUGAAAGUAGAAUCUGCAACGCGGUUUACAAAAAAAUACAGAAAAUUAAACAAACAUUAAAAUCGUCAAUAGAAGAUAACAUUAGAAGCAGAUAUUUAAAACAAUUCGAAACGUUCUGGUGUCACAUGGCCUGUUUGCAAUGUAGCUUUGUGGGUGUGUGACACACAGGAGAGAAGAGUCAGGCAGGCAACAGUGCAGCCCUGCAUACCCCAUCCAGCCAGUGUUUCCCACACACUCACUGUCGCCCCAUUGCUCCCACGUGUCUCUUGCCCAUGGCAGAUCCCUUUGACAGCUGCUUCCACUCCCGUUUUCCUGACCAUUAGAGGUGCUCUCAGCCUCCUCUGCUAUCCUCCUUUGUAUGCGAUAGAGGGCAGCACCCAGGCUGUGGGUGAUGCUCUUCCCUGCCUUAUCUCUUUUCCUUUAAUAUGUGCUUUUGGAAAAGGACUCAUCUGCCGAUGUAGUGCCUAAAUACUCUCAUCUUCCAGCAAUGGGAGUCCUGACUCUGAGCACUGAGACUGUUCUCCUCCCUCUGCCAAUUCCUCUAGAAUUCCUGCAGCCAGCCAAAGAGCGCCCCGAGACCUCAGCCGCUCUGGCCAGGAGACUGGUGACAGGCGCCCUGGGCGUGCGGAGCAACCAAAGCAAGGCCGAGCGGGAAGCUGAACGCAAGCAGCUGCAAGCAGCCCGAGGUAAGCCUAAGGGUGCGGGGAAAGACGUGAACUGAUGCUGUUGUGUUGUAGAGGCAGGAAGUGUGUUGGUGGCCCAGGCUGCGGGGCUGUGGAGUGCAGGCGAGGGAUGCUGGGGGAUUUCUCGAUGUCUCCGCCUCAGGCCUCCCUGCUCUCACUCACUACCCACGUCCUGGGAGUCUCUGGGGAGUCUGGCUCUCUGCUUCCAGGCAGGGUUGCAAGUAAGCUACACCAACCACGUGCUCGCUCACUCUCCUUGCUGUCACACAGACAGCUCUGCCUGCCUGAGGACCUGAGGGAGUCUGUUAGGCAGCCAAUGUCUAGGUCACAGAAACAUGCAGGGAUACAGGAGAGGGGAUCACCCUUGGUGUCAGGUUGCAUUCUGGGAAAGGGUUCCCUCGUAGCCCUCCCCUCUCCUUCCACUUUCUGCUGCUAAGGCAGAACGGCAUUAAGGGAAGCAUCCUCUGCACAACAAAGGGGGAACCAGGUGGCCUGGCUGGGGAAAGGGGUUGUUUCCCCCUUUCCCCACCACUACCAGCUUUCUCCAGGGCAGCAGGAGACCCAUGGUCAGAUGAGCUGCCACCUCAGCCAUGCUGCUGUCCUGGGCUUAUUGUAUCCAUUAAGGGCCCUGUCUCUUCCCAGUGCGAUGGCAGCUGGCUCUCCGCCUGUGCUUCAGCUGCACCAGCUAGAUAACAGCGGUGGAGCGUGCCCGCCUAGCUGUUUGCCAUACUUGUUUGGAAACUGUAAUGAGAUCAGUGAGGUCCUUUCAGAUUCCCCACAUGUCUGUUAUUUCCUGUUAGGACUGGGAGGGCUCUAUUGGGUAGCAGGAGCUGGCCACUGCAGAGCAUCUUGCAGGAGCCUGAGGAUGCUACGCUCCUGUCCUACAGCUGUCAGUUGCAUCUUCAGCAUCCUUUGUUAAGAAAGGAGUAGUUAGGGAGUACCAUGUCUGUCCAGGUACCAGCUCCCAAUGUCCUAGUCCUCUGGGCUCGAAUAUUUUGACAUCUCCAGUCUUCUGGGGAAUCCACAAAGCUCCCGCUCUCCCCAGUGGUUGCCCAAACUAAAAUUCACACACAUGUUGUACCUAUGGUGUAUGGCCCAUAACACUGAUGGAUAUGUGACUUUUGAUUCGGCCGAGUAUUAGUCCUAGGGGUAGCAGUAGGUGGAACCAAGGAUCCCAGAUUUGGCUCAGAAGUGGAGGAGUUUUAUGGAAGAUACAACUGGAUUGAAUUGGGGCGGGGAGGGUGUGAAAGGGUUAGUUGGUACUGAAAGUCACAGGCAAGGGCUCCCUCUGGGCUGAGUUGAUUCUAUUACGUCAAUAAAGUCUUUUGUAUAUAGUGGAACCUGACAGUAGGCCUAUGGGCCUUGCAGGGCAGGUAGUCCAGAAGAUGUUCAGAUCUGUCUUGUAUUCCAGAUUGGCAGGUUGGGCAAAGGAGCUGGCAGUUCUUUGGUUCCCAUGUUCAUUUUCAGUUUAUCCAGAGCCUCUGGUUUUGUUGCAGGAAUAUAUGCUGUAGGGAGACAAGGACCUUUUAUUUCUUUUGAGAGCCACAUUCUCUUGGGGAUGAUCUGUUGGGGACUGUGUGCCAGCAGUGGAGGCAGCCUAACCCAAAAGUGGGGAGCACCACUUCUCUCUCUCUCUCUUUCUCUCUCUCUUUCUUUCAUUCUCUCCCACUUUUCUCUUUCUGCCACUUUCUUUCCUCCUGGUCCUCCUGCCCCAUCUUGCCAUCUGCUUCAGACACAUGCAUUGCUUGGGCUGCAGGCUGCUCACCCCUGCCCUAAAAUGUGGAAGGAAGAAGAGAUUUCAGGGAAGUGGGAUGAGGCAGGGCCUCUCAUUGAAGCAGGUGGAGGAUGGGGGCAGAGCUGAUGGAUCAUGCCCCCUAGAGACAGUCAAAGAUUGGGCUUGAAGAGGGAAGCUGAAUAGCCUCUGAUCUCAAAGAAGCACACCGUGCAUCCUAGAGAGGUCAAGUUAGGCUUUGCCUUUUUAAAAAAAUCCUGCUGCUCUUUUUGAAACAAAAUGCAGUAUUUUAAGCUUGCAAAGACCCUUCAGGCAGCAGUGAAAAUCAGGAGAAGAGGGUGCAGGUAAUUAACAAUGCAAAUAUUUUAGUCACUGUAGUUAUAUGUCUUUAACAACAAGCUUUUUGCACAUUAAAAAAAGUGUUGAUAGAUGUUUGUCAGUUCAGGUGCUAAAUUUCCCCGUGAUUUUCCUGUUUCUAAUAUAGCCUCUUUCCUCCCUACACCUGCUCCUCUCCAGCCCCCACUCCACCCCCCCCCCAAACCCGGCCCCUUCUUAUGGAGUUUUCUGAGGAAGCGUCUCUCAUACAAUGACUCUAUUACCUUCUGUCAUUCUUUUUGAAACUGGAGUACGAGCAUGGAUUACUCUGGGUCUCUCUGACAUUCCCAGCAUAAUCAGAAGCUGUUAAAAAUUGUUUUUCUCCAUAGCUUUCACUUUAGCAUUUUGAAUAGGAUCUGAAUCCAAUAAUCACUGCAGCAUUUCCACCGCUAUUACCCCUGCCAAUGAUGGCGUGUGCCCUGUGAACACAGCAUUUUGGACUAAUUCCUGCAACAGAUUUCUCAUUGUAUACAUAUGAUGUCCAGGUUACUGUAGCCUCGUUCAGCCCAGGCCUCCCCCUGCUCUCAUAUUUUUACUGUACUGUCCUUGCAGAUGUCCUCUUUGUUACCACAUUAGAGUAGUGAUUCUUAUUCUUUUCUUUUUCUUUUUUGCCCAUUUUUCUGCCAUGGCGCUGCGAGGGACAAAAGCUGGAAGAUUAGUUUAUGGCUUUGGCCAGAUGCUUAUGAGACAGGAGGCACCAGCAGCAGCGCUCCCAUAUACUUGGCCCCGUUCCUCAAUUGCUCUCCCAAAAUGCUAUAUGGUAAAAUGGGGGCAUCAGGUCUGUGAUCCUCAGGUUUGGGCACUAGGUGGUGCUCCAGUCCUGAUUACUGCUCCAGGAUGCGGAACUGGGAGCCAGUGCCAGCUGCAGGAGGCAGUGUAAGUAAUGCAUAGGAAUAGGUGAUUUGUUUUAAUUGAAGCUGCCAACUCUGCAGUCUCCCUGCUCUUCUCCGCUCGCUAGCCUUUCCCUCGGGUCACCAGGCAGGCUUUCUGAUCCUAGCACAGGUGAGACGCAGCCCAUCAGAACAUGGCAUGGCACUGCCGGUAGAGGCUGGUCAAGGGGCAGGCACAGUGCAGCUGAGAUGGGAGGAAGGACACGGCGGCGUGAAGCAAGGUCAGCACAGGGCACACGCUUUCUGAGUGCCAGCAGGGUAGGCAGCCACAGUUUGCUGAGGAAAGUGGUUGUGCUGUGUCAUGGGAGCAGAGCCUGGUACGCUGGGAAGGGCGGGAGGUGAUGGAGGAAGGAGAGCGAGGAAGCGCCAAGGCUUUGGAGAAGCGCCACUCUGUGGAAUCAAAACAUAUACCGUCAUGUGAUAGACAACAAUCCCAUGACUGCAAUCAUGGAGCAGGAAUUCUAACAGGCUGCAGUCCCCUGCACCUUCCAAGUGUGGUGCUUUCCUGUGCUGGCAGAGUGCAUCCCACAUGGCUUCACCUGCCCCUUUUCUCCUCGCAGAGCGGAAGCACUUGGAGAUGAAACAACGAGAAGAUGCCUGGGAAGGACGUGAGUGAGGCCGCACCAUCUCGAGGAGAAAGGGGAGAGAUGCCUUGAGACUUCACCUGAGCAGGACUGGGGCUUGGGCGCAGGCGGGCAGGUUGUGCUCGGCAGCGUCGGGGAAAGUUCUGCCGCUCCCUUUGGGCUAAGGAGCAAGAACAUGGGCACUCCUGAGCGGCGGAAACAUGCUGAAAUGCGCCCCAGCAAGCCUUGCCCUAGGAUGCACCUGAGACCCUGAAACAGUGGAGCUGGAGUUGGCAGUGCCUCUGCAAGAGCUGCCACUGGGCAUCUGGCCCAAAGACUGGGCACUGUUCCACUUGUUGUGCCAUGGAAACAUAACCCUCAAUAUCCAAAGGACGUUGGCUCGGCCCUUCUUGGAUGCGGUGCCUUCCUCCACUGUGGGCAGCAGGAAGACCACUGAGUAGUGUGGUGCCCUUGGGUUCUGUGGGACUGGACUGAGCUGUGGCAGCUUUUACAAUGGGCCCUCUAGGAUGAUCAAGUGCCCGCCAUUGAGUUUCUUAUUAAAGGCUUUUUUAUUUUAAAAAAAUAAUCACAUGGUGCAGUGUGCAAUUACACGCAGCCUCACUCCUUCCAAAUUGCUCUUGAAUUAACCUCUGCAACCUUGUGGAUUCAGCAACAGUCGGUGGUGGCAGCCAAUGAGUUGCCAACACUGCGGCUGGACCAGACCUCCUCCCGGCUCCUCAGGAUGUCCAAAUGCUGACCGGAAGUGAGCAUCAGAUGCACAGAAAACAGCAACUCUUGUAUGUUAGCAGAAUCCUGAUAGAGCUAAGUUCCAGUAAAGAGCUGGUGUUGAGAUGCUCUUUUUCCUUGUGCGUGCUGGGAAGCUGGCAUGUUUACGGGAGGCCUUUGCCACCCAAGCUGUAUGCAAGAUCCCUGGCCCUACCAGGAUAUUGCUGCUGCUGGGAUUCCCCUCCUCAUAGCAGGAAUGCUUUGGCAGAGGCCCCUACAGCAUGUCAUUCCCACCUUGUGAAUAUAGGGCUUGUAAUAGCUGCCGGACCCAGGUCACAGCACAAACAUGCUUGCUCUGGCCAGCUUGCAGGAAAGGUUGGAUUUCGCUUUACAGGCACCGACCCUCUCAGGAAUGCCUCCCCAGGGGCAGCAGACAAAGUCCUCUCUGUUCCAGGUAGCUUGAUUACAAACGCCCGAGCUGCAGGCAGAUUGGCCACUUCCUUGUAAACUGACAUUGACAACACGCCCCUGCUAGGCCGUGCCGGAGAUUCCUGUGGUCAGACUCUCCCACCUGUGUUUGGGGUCAACACCCUGGGAGCAGCUUGGCUCUCUGAGUAGCGGCUGCCGCUGCCUGAUUGCCCCAGAGUUCGAGACCCAAGGACAACAGCACAGAGGGAGCAGGCAAGACUGCAGCCCAAAUGCAGCCCAACGUGUCCCAGACCCAGCAGCGGGUAGAGACUUGGGAUUCAAAGGCCAUAAGAAUGGGAGUGGUGCUCAGGAGGAUUAAAUGGGAGUAGGGAGGCAGAGUCCUCUUGGCUGAUGCUUCAAGGCAGAGAUGGGGGGGGAGCAAAUACAGUGGUACCUUGGGUUACAGAUGCUUCAGGUUACAGAUGCUUCAGGUUACAGAUGCUUCAGGUUACAGACUCUGCCAACCCAGAAAUAGUACCUCGGGUUAAGAACUUUGCUUCAGGAUGAGAACAGAAGUCGCGUGGCGGCAGUGGGAGACCCCAUUAGCUAAAGUGGUACCUCAGGUUAAGAACAGUUUCAGGUUAAGAACGGACCUCCAGAACGAAUUAAGUUCUUAACCCGAGGUACCACUGUAUGGCCCUCCAGAACUCUCUGCUUGGCCCUUGGAACUCUCCGCAGGCCACACCCCACCUCCACUGGCCACGCCCCUCACUGGCCCUGCAUUGCAGCCUCCUUGAGUGUUUUUUUCCUGACCAGCUUGUAUCCUUGCACUGCCUGGAUGGCAAAUGCAGAGAGAUGAGCAAACUGGCACUUGUUGCUCCAGUCCCUUUUGCUUCUGGCCCCACCCACCUUUGGUAUGUGGCCCCCUGAAGGCUGCCAAAGAGGACACGUGGCCCCCAGGCUGCAAAACGUUCCCAGCCCGUUUGAAAGGGUGUCUGUGGCGCCACAUGGCCUGAGAGGGAAAAGGGAGACUGGAGCCGCCUUGUCAGAGCCUGGGGAGACGCCGCAUGGGAAAUAUUGUCUCAGAAGCAUCCAGUCGUGUUUAGCUUUGCCCGGGGUCAGGUCAAGGUAGGCCAAGACAGCUCUCAAGCCUGGAAUGUGCUGGCAGGCCGAGUGUUUACUGGCCAGCCAAGCUCGCAGGCAUCUCCCUGCCUGGAACAGCUCUCUCUUGUGUCUCCUCUUGGGCAGGGUGGAGCCCGGGACUCUGAUGUGGGCAGCGUUCUGGAAGGGGAGGCGGAUGGGUGCUCACUGCUUUUCCUGGCAGUUCCAGUAGUCUCUAACCCCCUAGUGAGGCCUGGCUUGCUCCGGCCUGCCAGCUGCUCCCCGAAAACAAGCCCCGUCUAUUUGGGCCAAUUAAAUACUCUAAAUACUGAUACAGCGCAGCGGCUAAACUGUGUCCCACCCCUGUUUAUAGCUUCUGGCAGCCUGCGGAGGCUGCCGACAUGAAAGGCCAGCAGCCAUGAGCCAUCUGUGCCUUGCGAGCAACUUGAGAGGGAGUUUCCAUCAGCACGAGGGCUGGAAAUGUCUCUGCUCUGGCUACUCUUUCCCUCAGAAAUGCUUGGCUUGUUUCUUUUGUACCUUGAUCAGGAGACUUCAUGCAGUCCUAGGCAUGUUGCUCAGAAGUAAAAGUUCAGUGGGACUUACUCUCUAGUCAGGGCCGCCUUAAUGCCCCAAGGCAGAGCAUUCCUCAUGAAGUUGUGCCUCAAGUCCUGUAUUGGGUGGCUGUUUCUGCACCUCCAUCCUGAUGGACCUUGGUUCAGUCUCUCUUCUCCUCGCUCCUUCUCGUUGCCUUUGUGUUAGAUAGACAGAAUUUGUGCCACACACGCAGCUGACCAUUGUUUUGAAGGCCUUCAGAAUAAAGUGUAGGGACCAUCUGUGUGUGUGUGUGUGUGUGUGUGUGUGUGUGUGUGUGUACACAGUGCUUUUUUCUAAAAAAGAAUGUUUGGGGUACUCUCAUUUUGACUCAAGAAAAUCACCAUUUUAUAGUUCAGAUUGGGAGAAAUAAAUACAGUAAAUGGACAUAAGUACAGAGAUUCACAAAAUGUUUAGGGGUAUGCAUACCCUUGCGUCACCCCAGAAAAAAGCACUGUGUGUAUGUACACCCCAAAAAAAAGUACAUACAUACAUACAUGCAUACAUGUAGUUAGUUAGUAUACCGCCCUACACCUGUAGAACUCAGGGUGGUUCACAACAUAGUAAAAAUAACAACAAACCAAUAAUUCUCCCCACCCAACAGAUUUGAAAGGGCAUCGGAUAUCAAUCAGCCAAAGGCCUGGUUGAAGAGGAACAUAUUUGCCUGGCAGCUACAGGUGUAUAAUGAAGGCACCAUCCAAAUCUUCUUGGGGAGACCAUUCCACAAAAGGGGAGCCACUGCAGAAAAGGCCCUUUCUCAUGUUGCCACCCUCUGGAUCUCUCAUGGAGGAGGCACACGAAGAAAGACCUCGGAGAAUGGUAUCAGGAUCCGGGUAUGGUCAAAUGUAGAGAGGCUGUCCUUGCGUUUCCCUGGUCUUCUGGACUUGAGCCCAAAAGGCUACAGCACUGGAGAGUUCACUGUCUUCUCUGCUGUCCAUUGCUCCAGAUGGUUAGUCCAGCCUCCAUGAAAAGUUUUGUGUUGGGGUGGCUAACCUUACUCAGCCUCAGGUCCACAAGCAUGGCAAACAUGGGCACACCCCCCCCACACAUGUGCAAGCAGGUAAGGCAGCAGAGGAGGGGCAUUAUUAUUUUGUUAUGUAUUAAAAUUAAAAUUGUAUACUGCCUUUCAUUCGAAGAUCACAGGGCAGUUCACAUCAUAAAAAUACAAAUGCCCUUGCCUUGCGUCCUCUGGGUCUGGCUAAACAACCUUUUCCCAAAGCCCAGCUUUGGCAUCUAAUUCUUGUGAAAUGCCCUUCCCUCUUUGAGAAGCUCAGAAACUCAGUCCUAUAGCUGUGGCAGCAGCUGCUUUAUUCCUCUUCAGCGCUGAUAGUUGGCAACCGUGUUUUGAGUCUAUAUCACACCUCGGGGAGAGGGGAAAGAAGUGCAUUAGCACACAAUGACCCAUAUUGUACAGAAGGAUAAUACGUGGGUUAUUUUUGUUUUAAGGCCACCAUCCUCUUGUAAAAUGUGCACUCUGCAAGAGGACAGCAUAGCACAUUACCAGACAAGCCUUGGUAGCAGCAAACAACUGUAGGGUAGGACUUGUUGGUAAUGACAAGCGCUUGGAAGAUCGUGGUCAGGCAAACUCUGGUUAUGGCAAUAUAGAUGGUUUUCACUUAAAGAAUUUAAAAAAAACAGCUCCCUGUGCAAUGAGCCUGAAAACAUCAACGUAUAUUGUGACCAUGGAUGCGUAUCACUGGGAAUUCAAGUUCAUGGUAGAGGCUGUCUUCUACAGGAAGGAAUGUUUUGCCUGAACUCUGAACCCAGGUCCACUGGGACUGAGUCCAAGACUUUGAAGACCGAUUUAAUAUCCAGGGAAGCAGCUGAAGUAGCCCCAGAAGCCAGAGACCAGGUCUCAAUGUGUAUCUCCUGGCUUCCCAACAUCAGAAAUUGCCCGGAGCCUGCACUGAGUGGGUCUCAACUUGAAAGAGAAUUUUAAGAGAGCAGAACUGAAGCAUCAAGCCAGUUUAAUGUUUAUCUUUCACAUGCCCUCUGAAUUGGCUGCCUUACACUGCCAAGCUAUAUAGGAUGCUGGAGAACUAUGCUUUAAAUUAAAAAAAAAAGUAUUAUUACUAAUUAGCAACCCCAUAUGGUUGCUUCAGAGAUGUGGGAAGUGGCAGUCUGGGAGAGUGCUUUUAAUUCCUUCUGCCCUUGUUUUACCAAUCUAAUUUCCCCAGCCUCCCAAACUCGCUACUGUCUCUGCAACAUUACAAAGGAAAGGAUGACAAGUACAGCUUCAGUACCUGUCAUUCCCCCUCCCCAACACACACACACACAGCUUAUAGUAGCUUCAAUGUCUGAUUUGAAUUGGAUCUCCCAAAGUACACCUUUCUUGAUCUUCGAAGCAGCCUUUCAAGGUUGUGAAUUAGUGUAUAAGACAAAAAUGAAGAUGCUGAGGUGCCUCAGGUCCAGGGCCUGCCAAACGCAGCCCUCUAGGCCUCUCUCCUUGGCCCUUGCACUCUCUUCAGCCCACACACCCCACCAGCCCUGCUCUGCACCCUCUCUGAGUGCUUUUGCCAGGCUGGAAUGUGCCGCUGAACCGUGAGCCCCUCUUGCUUGCUUGGGUGACAGCAAAGAGGUGCUUGCUUGUGGCUGGAAUGUAGCCUACACCACAAAGUGUGUGUCCUGUCUGUGGCUACACCUGCUUUUGUCUCCAGCCCUGUCCACCAUCGAAACGUAUCGCCAAGAAAGUUGCCUAUGAGGAGAUAGGGCCCUGAGAAUGAAGAAGGUUCCCUUGCCCUUCUUUUGAGAGAACAGAUGACUGAGCUUGGAGGAGCAGAAAUCUCAGGUAGGGAUGUCCUGGGACAGAAGAGCAGAGAGAUCACGGGCACAAGGCCAUGGAGAGCAGGAGAUGAAACUGGGCAGGACGCAAGUGCACCCAGGGAAGGAAGGCAACAACACUCGCUUUGUAUUGGGCUCCAAAGGAAACCAGUGAAUAUUGGACACCAGUAAUACUCAGGAAGGGGAGGGAGGAACAUGAAGGUGUCCCACAUCCUUUUAAUCCCAACAUUGAAGUGAAUGGACCACAGGCUAAAUCGAGUCUGGUCUAUUUUGAAAUGAAAGCUUCCCACUUCCCUUUUCUCUCUCACUUGAAGUGCUGUGUGGAAGGUGAGCUGGCUAAUCUUAGUAUAGCGUAAAAAGAGGGUGGUAAACAGGUGGAAAUGGUUUAAUGCAAGAUCAGAGAGGAGGUUGUAGUCAAAGCAAGAGCAUGAGAGCUAUUGGGAACGGAGGAACCGGGCAGAUCUUCAAAGCAAUGUUGUGGCACUGAAAGUUCAGGAAGCAACUAAAAACAAGGAACCCCACCCAAGCAAGGAGGGUGCCAGUGGGUGUAGGAUGCCAAAGGAAGUGUAAUUCAUAAGAAUGUGCAAACUUUGGAAGUGGAAGAAAUGGAGGAGAGGCAGGCGGCCAAAUCUGAAAAGGGAGCAAGAAGGGGCAAAAAAACACUCUUCACAAAAACACCUUGGGAACUGAAAAUGAUGCUAAAUUCCACACAAGGGCUUUAUUACAUCAUAAAGUCUUCCUGUUUUGAACACUCCUCCUUGCUCUCUCUGUCCCACCCAGGCUCCAGGAGUGAUUACCUUCUGCUGCCUCACCCUCCUGGGGCUUCAUACUAUGAACAGGCUCUCUUCAGAACCCAUUUAAUACUCUCUGCCUUUAGCCAGACCUGAACAAGGCUGCACAAGGUGUCCCUGGUUGCUGUUGGCUCUUCUGGUCAAGCCACAGAGCAGGACGUCCAGAUCUGUCAAAGCAUGGAGCCCUUCCAGAUUAUCCUAACAUCUGUUGGACAAAAGGGGCACAGAAGAUUUUUAAAUUCCCCUGGAGUUUAACCCCAAAUGUUGGCUCACACUUUGGAUGCUGGCUAGAAGGCGUAGUGAGACAUCCUCUACAGAGGAAUGUAGCAGGUGCUGCUUAAUUUGGAGGGUGCAUCUCUUCGGCUUGGCCCUUUAUAUGCCUUUGCUUUUUCCGUAAUUUCCUGUCUAGCCAAAUGCUUCAGGAGUGCCUUGGUCAAGCUGACCUCUGCUCGCUUUCCCCCUUCUGCUCUGCUUUGGAGGUGGAACAGAGGCAUAUAUUUGUGGAGUGGUUCUGUGCCCUCCACCCUUCCUCUCCCUUAGGUCAAGAUGCACCCUGA
Podarcis lilfordi (Lilford's wall lizard) is the source of this 40364-nucleotide messenger RNA. The record is from the annotation of a GenBank genome assembly. NCBI's taxonomy places the organism in Eukaryota, Metazoa, Chordata, Lepidosauria, Squamata, Lacertidae.